Molecule: messenger RNA, 423 nt
Organism: Trichomonas vaginalis G3
Lineage: Eukaryota; Parabasalia; Trichomonadida; Trichomonadidae
Product: cyclin-dependent kinase inhibitor 2C-related family
Exons: 1
Coding region: 1-423 (140 amino acids)
Cellular component (GO): cytoplasm; nucleus
Molecular function (GO): protein binding
Source: RefSeq, a predicted model, not a curated record
AUGUGCAAACUUCUUAUUUCACAUGGUGCAAAUAUCAAUGAAAAAGAUAAUCAUGGGAAAACUGCUCUUCAUUAUGCAACAAAAAAUAAUAGAAAAGAAAUGGCUGAACUUCUUAUUUCACAUGGUAUAAAUAUCAAUGAAAAAGAUAAUAAUGGAAAAACCGCUCUUCAUUAUGCAACAACAGAGAAUUAUAAAGAAAUCUGUGAACUUCUUAUUUCACAUGGUGCAAAUAUCAAUGAAAAAAAUAAAAACGGAAAAACUGCUCUUCAUAAUGCAACAUCUAAUAAAAGUAUAGGAAUAGUUAAACCUCUUAUUUCGCGUGGCGCAAAUAGCAAUAAUAAGGGCAAAAACGGAAAAACCACUCUUAAUCGUUCAUUAUAUAUAGCUGGGAGAAAUAUGGGUACACGGGGAAAAAAGAUGUAA